Paralichthys olivaceus (Japanese flounder) is the source of this 1069-nucleotide messenger RNA. It is a transcript of the gene ppib, whose product is annotated as peptidylprolyl isomerase B (cyclophilin B). NCBI's taxonomy places the organism in Eukaryota, Metazoa, Chordata, Actinopteri, Pleuronectiformes, Paralichthyidae. Gene Ontology annotation, biological process: protein folding; protein peptidyl-prolyl isomerization. Gene Ontology annotation, molecular function: peptidyl-prolyl cis-trans isomerase activity. The record is from RefSeq and is a predicted model, not a curated record.
CUCCACCCAGGAUCAGCAGCCCCGCUUCCUGCCCCCCCCCCCUCCUCCGUGUCCCGGCUCUUAUAAAGCUAACAGGAAAACUCAGGCCGUCCUCUCGGGCCGCGCGUUGCUCUUCUUGUUGAUGGUUAGACUCUGCGAGAGAAGGAUGAAGUUACUCGUCGCCGUCACGAUCAUCGUGGGGUCGCUCAUUUUUCUUGCCUUCCCCAAUGGGUCGUCCGCGGACGAGAAGAAGAAAGGCCCCAAAGUAACGGCGAAGGUGUUCUUCGACAUUAAAAUCGGAGAUGAAGACGCAGGAAGAAUUGUCAUCGGCGUGUUUGGGAAAACUGUUCCCAAAACAGCCGACAAUUUUAUCAUGCUGGCAACAGGAGAGAAAGGAUUCGGAUACAAGGGCAGCAAAUUCCACAGGGUCAUCAAGGACUUCAUGAUCCAGGGCGGAGACUUCACCAGAGGAGAUGGCACUGGAGGCAAGAGCAUCUAUGGAGAUCGUUUCCCCGAUGAGAACUUCAAGCUGAAGCACUACGGCCCCGGAUGGCUCAGCAUGGCCAACGCUGGCAAAGACACCAACGGCUCCCAGUUCUUCAUCACCACAGUUACGACCCCGUGGCUGGACGGCAAACAUGUCGUCUUUGGAGUCAUUCUGGAGGGAUUGGAUGUGGUGAAGACGAUCGAGAGCACAAAGACAGAUGGUCGCGAUAAGCCUCUGAAAGACGUUAUCAUCCACGACUGCGGCAAAAUCGACGUGGAGAAGCCGUUCGCAGUGGCCAAGGAGUAGAGCGCCGCUGAGGGGAGCAGCUCAGGGGAAAACAGGACUUAGGGGGGGAGUUUAGGGCAAAUCAUGCAGGCCACUCUGAUUUAUCACUAACAGCCCUGUGGUCCUGGAGAAAUGGCUUCGGAUCAUUGUGUCAGUGGCCGCCAUCUUAACGCACCAGAAGAGCAUUAAUAUCAAGCAAUCAAAUGGGUCCAUUCACCAACGAGCAUUCCAAGGUGCAACUAACUGUUCAUUGAGGGUUGUUUUUUUUGUUUUUUUUUCUAAAAUAAAUCCUUAAUAAAGAAUCCAAGUUUUGUUAAA